CAGGGGACACCCUGAAGCCCCGAUCCCAGCGUUCCCGGAAUCCCUGGAUGCCGCUGCCGAGCCCUCCGCCCUCGUUGCUGGCGCAUCCGGCGGGGAAUGGGAUGACGGGACUUUCCUGUUCCCGGCCCCGCGCCCGCCUCGCGACCGGGGAGCGCCCCCACCACGACCCCCUCGGACCCCGGAGCCCGACGGGACCCUCGGAGCCACCCCCAGGCCCCUCCGGAAUCCCCCCGGCCCCUCCCGCACCGCGGACCCUCCGAGCCCCCCUGGGAGCCCCCAUGGAGCAGGACGAGCCAGACGUGGUGGAACUGCAGGACUCGGACGAGGGGGACGUGGUUCGGAGGGUCUUCAUUGGUGAGGGGGGAACCCCUAAAGUAUGUGUGGGGGGUGAUUGGUGGACUCCAGCUGACGACGGCAUCGUGAGCGACGGUGAGGCCGAGGUGCUGCCGCACGAGAUCAUCCGCACGGUGAUCCCGCACAGCCCCCUGCGCCCCCCGCCGCCCCGCGGGACCCCCGGCCCAGCCCCGGGCGGCUCUGAGGAGGGCGGGGGACGCCGGGGUGGGGGCCGCCAGCGCCCCUUCAUCUGCAACGAGUGUGGCAAGAGCUUCAGCCACUGGUCCAAGCUCCUGCGGCACCAGCGUACGCACACGGGCGAGCGGCCCAGCACCUGCGGCGAGUGUGGCAAGAGCUUCUCGCAGAACUCGCACCUGGUGCAGCACCGCCGCACCCACACCGGGGAGAAGCCGUACAGGUGCGGCCACUGCGGCAAGAGCUUCUCCUGGAGCUCCAACCUCAUCCAGCACCAGCGCAUCCACACCGGGGAGCGCCCGUACGGCUGCGCCGAGUGCGGCAAGAGCUUUACGCAGAGCAAGAACCUCAUCAAGCACCAGCGCACCCACGCCGGGCCGGGGGCGGCGCGGCCGCGGCGCUGCGCCCACCCCGCGGGUGCCUCGAGGGCGCUGAAGGGGCCGCGGGUGGGGGGCGAGGGCGAGGGGCCCGCGGGGGGUGAGAGCGGCCGCGGGCAGGAGCCGCUGAUCUGCGUGGAGUGCGGGGAGAGCUUCGCCCGGAGCGCCGCGCUCAGGAGGCACCGCCGGGGGCACCGCCCGCUCUUUGUGCCCUGAGGGGACGAUGUGGGGACAAUGGCACCAAGAUGUGGGACACUGCCCGCUCUUCGUGCCCUGAGGGGACACCACGGUGGGGACACAAGGACAGUUGGACAAUGCUCUGGCAGCUGUUGAUAUCCUGCGGGGACACACAGACAGUGAGCUACCCUGGUGGGGGACGCAGGGACUGUACCACAGACAGGGGACACGGUGCCACCAUGCCAGAGGACACAGGGAGUGUUUUGUGGGCAGGAUGUGGUGACAGAGCUGAGGUCACAAGAGUUGUGCCACAGGUGAUGGGACGUGGUGACACCGAGCUGGGAGACAAUAGGAGGCACCUGGUCCGGGACAAGACACCGUGACUCCAAGAUGGACAGGACAGAGUGGAGUGACACAGAGCUGAUGGCCCCAAGCUCACCCCGUGCCCCGGGUCACCCUCGGUGCCCCUUGCUGUCCCCCAUCAGUGCCACAUCCCAGAGCUGUAAAUAGGGGAAGGGGGGAGGGACACGAGGGGCGGGAGGUGACACCAGGAUGCCC
Messenger RNA from Parus major (Great Tit), 1640 nucleotides. RefSeq names its product zinc finger protein 787-like. Gene Ontology annotation, cellular component: nucleus. NCBI's taxonomy places the organism in Eukaryota, Metazoa, Chordata, Aves, Passeriformes, Paridae. The record is from RefSeq and is a predicted model, not a curated record. Gene Ontology annotation, molecular function: recombination hotspot binding; histone H3K36 methyltransferase activity; DNA-binding transcription factor activity, RNA polymerase II-specific. The transcript has 4 exons. Gene Ontology annotation, biological process: positive regulation of reciprocal meiotic recombination; regulation of transcription by RNA polymerase II. Bases 48 to 1121 code for a protein of 357 amino acids.